Trematosphaeria pertusa is the source of this 1925-nucleotide messenger RNA. RefSeq lists its product as uncharacterized. Gene Ontology annotation, molecular function: FAD binding. The transcript has a single exon. The record is from RefSeq and is a predicted model, not a curated record. NCBI's taxonomy places the organism in Eukaryota, Fungi, Ascomycota, Dothideomycetes, Pleosporales, Trematosphaeriaceae. The coding region runs from base 37 to 1809 and encodes 590 amino acids.
GUGGGCGAGGUAUUAGGAGAUGUGCAUACCAUUACCAUGGACCCAGAAGGAAGUUCCACAUACGACAUCGCCAUUAUCGGUGGUGGUCCCGUCGGCCUAACGACCUCGAUCCUGCUCUCCCUCCGCGGCAUCAAAAACGUCCUCUUCGAGCGGCAUUCAGACACUUCAAUCCACCCUAAAGCAUGCGGAAUAAACCAGCGCACCACAGAGAUCUUCCGCAUCGCGGGCAUAGAAAAGGAAGUCUACGGGCACGCUGCACCGGCCGAGAUCGCAAGCCGGACCGCUUGGUAUACUUCCCUCGGCCCUUCGGGCAGCGAGAUCGCCUCGAGGGACGCGUGGGGUGGUGGUGUUUACGAGGAAGAGUAUAAGCGGAAUUCGCCGAGCAGGUAUUGCAUUCUGCCGCAGAUAAGACUGGAGCCGAUUUUGAAGCGCCGCGCAAUCGAGCUCAACCCCACGGGCAUCAAAUACAGCUCCGAAGUAACCGGAAUCACUCAACACAAAGACCACGUCAUGCUCAUCGUGCAGCAAGGCUCUAGCUCGGUCAAACACGCCGCAAAAUACGCCAUCGUAGCAGACGGCGGCCGUUCCUUCACAGACGCCCUCGGCGUGCAAUGGCUCGGCGAACGCAACAUCUUCAACAUGGUCACCUCGCACUUCAAAUCCCCCCUCCUCCGCAGCCUACACCCGGACCCGCGCAACUUCAUCACCUGGUUCAUCAACCCCUCCAUGGGCGGCAGCACAGGCACAGGCUUCCUGUACCAAAUCGGGCCAUGGCCCAGCGCCUCCCCCAGCGACGAAGAAUGGGUCUUCGUCUGCGCGCUCACGGCGCAGGACCCCGAGCGCUUCACCCAGGACACCAUGACGCGCCGGCUGCGCCAGACGCUGCAGAUCCCGGACCUCGAGGUCGAAAUGCAGAGCUUCAGCCACUGGAACGUUAAUGCUAUAUACGCAGAGCGGUACCGCGUGGAUCGCGUGUUCCUCGUCGGCGACGCCGCGCAUCGCAUUCCGCCCUGGGGCGCGCUGGGCAUGAAUACGGGCAUCCAGGAUGCGCAGAAUCUAGUGUGGAAACUGCAGUUCGCGCUGGAAGACGAGGCGAAGUACGCUGGGCUGCUGGAUACAUACGACGACGAGCGCAAGCCGGUCGGGAAACGCGUCGGUCUGUCCAGUCUGCAUAAUCUGCGCAGUCACGCGGGGGUUAUGGAUGUAGCGUUGGGCCUGGGCCCGGAGAACUCGGUGGAUGAAAAUAGGAGGAAUAUGGAGAGCGCGUUUGAUAAGGGGCAUCCAGAGUAUGCGGCGAAGCGGGCUGCGAUUGAGAGGGCGCAGAAGACGCUGGAUUUGGAGUUUAAGGCGCCUGGCGCUGAGGUCGGCUGGUUUUAUCCGUGUAUGGAUACGCAGGAUGAGGGAGGGCCGACGUUGCAUCAGGGCCAGUUGCUGGGUGAUGGGGAGCUUAACUCGGAGUUUUAUGUGCCGUCGACGAUUCCGGGACAUUUUGUGCCGCAUGCAUGGCUGCGGAGGGGCGGGGAACGGUGCGCCGUGUUGGAUCUUGUGCCGCUUGAUCGGUUGUUGUUGAUAGCGCGGAGUUGUAGAGAGGCCUGGGAGGAGUUGGGCGAUAAACGCGUUCGGGUGGAGGUUAUUGGGGAAGAUGGCUGGAUAGAUGUGGAUGGAGCUUGGGAGAGACUGUGUGGUGUCUCCCAGGACGGUGCUGUGCUUGUGAGACCAGAUGGGAUGGUGGCUUGGAGGGGCGAGCGGGGAGAAAUGGAUUCUGAGGUGUGGAGGCGUCUGAUUGAUAGUAUUUUGCAUGCUGGAUAAGUUUACACUGCGUAAAAGGGAGGAUAGAGAUAGACUCGUCCAGAUUGGGAGCAGAUCACGUGGACACCAUAGAGCUGGAGCUUGUGAACCAGGGGCCGUCCCUACGGACAGCAACA